CGUUAGUUUUACGUCAUUGGCAUGCGCCCCAUUUUGGACGAAAAGCAAAGACACAAACCAUCGCCGCCACCACCACCUCACAAAAAAACGAUUCAGAGCAAUGAAAUGUAUUUUUAUGUCUUUCUAAUUCUGCUGAGCGUCUCCUUAAAAGCUCGACAAGAAGUGAAAGUGAGCUAACUGCAGUGGAACGCUGACUUUUCCUUCACAUCACAAUCGUCGGACUCAAUACACCAUCAUGACAACUUUAACAAGGCAAGACCUCAAUUUUGGACAAGUGGUUGCUGACAUUUUGUGUGAAUUCCUGGAAGUUGCCAUUCAUCUUAUCCUGUACGUCCGUGAAGUUUAUCCCUCUGGAAUAUUCCAGAAAAGAAAGAAGUACAAUGUCCCAGUCCAGAUGUCAUGCCACCCCGAGUUGAACCAGUACAUCCAAGACACACUUCACUGUGUUAAACCACUCAUUGAGAAGAACGAUGCAGAGAAGGUGAUUGUCGUCAUCAUGGACAAGGAGCAUCAUCCGGUCGAGAGAUUUGUGUUCGAGAUAUCUCAACCACCACUGCUGUCCAUCAGCUCCGACACAUUACUGUCUCAUGUGGAGCAGCUGCUGAGGGCGUUUAUUCUCAAGAUCAGUGUGUGUGACGCUGUUUUGCACAAUAACCCACCAGAUUGUUCAUUCACGGUAUUAGUUCAGACGAGAAAUGCCGCUACACGCAACAUGGAGAAGGUUCAAGUCAUCAAGGAUUUCCCAUGGAUAGUCGCUGAUGAGCAGGAAGUCCACAUGCAAGAGCCAAGACUUAUCCCAUUAAAGACGAUGACCUCCGACAUAGUCAAGAUGCAACUCUAUGUGGAGGAGCGAGCCCAGAAGACGCAUCAUUGAUGAGUGAAACACGAGGCAAAGUGAUGAAUUAGAGAUGGAAGGAAAGUUCCAUUUGGAAGGUAUUUGGGGAAACUCAAAUGUAUUACUCUGGAUACUUUUAAUGAUGAAUUAGUUACAUUACAAAUGCUGCUGAAUGUUUCUUUCUGUAUGUUGUUGUGUGUGUACAUACUGUGUAUACUGUAUGAUGUCAUGAUCAUUUUUAUGAUUGAAAUGUACUUACCAUUAAAAUGAAUUCACUGUGCUACAAAAA
Nerophis lumbriciformis (worm pipefish) is the source of this 1124-nucleotide messenger RNA. It is a transcript of the gene mad2l2, whose product is annotated as mitotic arrest deficient 2 like 2. Gene Ontology annotation, cellular component: zeta DNA polymerase complex. The record is from RefSeq and is a predicted model, not a curated record. NCBI's taxonomy places the organism in Eukaryota, Metazoa, Chordata, Actinopteri, Syngnathiformes, Syngnathidae.